GACGUGACCUCAAGAUAGCCCAAGAGGCCUCCUCCGUAGCCAUUUUGGCUCAAGGCUCCAGUGCCACUCGCGUGCCAGGCCCGACCCUGUUCUGCCCGUUCUCACAGGGAUGAUUCACGCCAGCGGCGCCAGCUUUGGCAGCGGCGGCGUGGGCACGGGCUAUCGCGGCGCGUAUGGCGCCGACGCGGGCUGCUGUGGCAGUGGCGCAGGUUACGGCGGCGCGUACGGCGGCGACGCGGGCUGCUGCGGCGGUUCGGCUGAUUACAGCUACGGCGGCGUUGGUGGCUUCGGCAUUGCGGGUGGCUGCCCACCCCAGACCCAAACCUACGUGGGGCCAGCUGGCGACUACGUGCAGGAGACAACGUACAGGUAUGUUGGCAUGGGGGCGAGCGGCCCGGAGGUACGGUCGGAGACGGUCAGCUCGAGCAUAUUGCCCCUACACCGCCGUGGCCCCAACUGCCUCUGCUUAUGCGUUAUCCCCUUUCUGCUGUCGCUGCUGUUGCUCCCGCUGCUCGGCUGGUUCCUGAUGGGCUCAACCAGCACAACGACGACGACCACUACGGUUCCCAUCACUACCCCACCACCGCUGCUGGCAAUGACGCCUCCGCCUGAUGUUCCCACGACGACCAAGAGAACGACCACCACCCAGGCGCCUCCGCCCCCACCCCCGCCCCCCCCGCCGCCGCCUCCGCCCCCCCCGCCUCCCCCGCCCCCACCGCCACCGCCAGUGACGACCACGGAGAAAAAGGUCGACUGCGCGGAGGGUGACCCGCCGUCUUGGGAGGUGUCCAAGAGGGUCACUUGCUGCUUGCAGGCAGGCAGAGGGUGCCCGACGACGCCGCCGCCGCCCCCGCCACCGCUCCCCCCGCCUAGGCCCGUGGCUCCGCCCCCACCACCUCCGCCGCCGCCUCCGCCAGCUCCUGUGGCGCCCCCACCGCCGCCGCCGGCUUCCGUGGCGCCGCCCCCGCCGCCGCCCGCUCCGGUAGCGCCGUCCGAGCCGUACGACUGUGGCGCCGGCUACUCGAAUUGGGAAGCGGGAUGGUCUGCGGACAAGAAAGGCUGGUGCUGCUCCAACAAGCAAGUGGGCUGCGUGGCGCCGCCGUCUAAGCCAUACGACUGCGAGGCUGGGUAUUCGAAUUGGCAGGCGGGAUGGUCCGAAGACAAGAAGACGUGGUGUUGCCGCAACGAGCAAAAGGGAUGCCCGGAGACCGCGUCCGAGCCGUAUGAUUGCAACGCUGGGUACUCGAAUUGGAAAGCUGGCUGGUCCCCGGACAAAAAGGUGUGGUGUUGUUCGAGCAAGUUGAUGGGUUGCCCAGAAGUUUCAUCCAAACCUUUUGAUUGUGACGCAGGGUAUUCCAACUGGGAGGCUGGAUGGAGCGAAGACAAGAAGGGGUGGUGUUGCACCAACGAGAAGAAGGGGUGCCGGCGGUGAGCUGGCAUGAGCAUCGAGGAAGAGCAGCAUAAAGUUUCGGGGAUUGUCGAGAAAUAUGUUUAUGCAAUUCAUUAUUCCUCUAAGCAGGUUCUUUGCGCAGUACAGUGUGCAAGCCGUGCGGGAAGCGAACUGUGUCCAUCGUGCCGCCACCUUUUUACGCGCAAAGCGCGAAGGAACGCGCGGGCGAUGCUUUCUGUUGGCUCGUAUCCAUUGGAGGACAGACAUGGGGGGCGUAGUAGUCCAAGCUUCCAUCGGCAUGGGCCUCGGAGGGGUGGACCCUCUCUCGAGGCAUGCGCCACCCCUCGGCAGGCAAAGGCACUUCGAGGUAUAGGGGCGUGCCGGAGUCGCGGGAGCGGAACGGGAGCGACAAGAA
Messenger RNA from Prorocentrum cordatum, 1805 nucleotides. The record is from the annotation of a GenBank genome assembly. NCBI's taxonomy places the organism in Eukaryota, Dinophyceae, Prorocentrales, Prorocentraceae.